Messenger RNA from Paramuricea clavata, 723 nucleotides. Lineage: Eukaryota; Metazoa; Cnidaria; Anthozoa; Malacalcyonacea; Plexauridae. The record is from the annotation of a GenBank genome assembly.
AUGGCUUUAAUGUGGAUACUAGCCACUGGUAUCAUGUUUGUAUUUGUCUAUGAUCUCUCACACGAGAUGAGAAAAGAAAGAGGGUAUGAACCAGUUUCAGACGGUCCAAGUGAAGAACAUUUUUCAAAAAAAGAGCAACUCCAAGAAGGGUAUACAACGGAAAGCCCAGAGGACAAGGGCGAUGAUAUGACGUCAUCUCCGUUCAUAAAUGAAGACGUUAUCAAAACCAAGGAAAUAGAUGAUAACAGUAUAUUCCCAGAUGACUCGAAGAAAUCCAGCAGUGGGUUAUUCCGAGAUGCUGUAAGGGAUAUUUUUACCAAAUUUCACGUGAUUGUAGUGGUAUAUUCGACAUUUUUCAUUAUCGUUCUCCAUUCAUCUCUUCAGGCCAUCAUCCUCUUGGUUGCUGAGCGCAUGUUACACUGGAGUGAAGACAAUGUCACUUUUCUAUUUACAAUCUGGAGUGUAGAAAUCACCAUCUUUGGAAUUGUUCUCUUGAUUCUGUCACGAAAAAUUUCAGAUCGACACCUCAUUUUGAUCUCCGCCAUUUUUGGGUGCCUGGCAUCCGUGGGUGUUAUUCCGCUGGCAUUCUCCUCCCCGACGUCUAACAGAGCGUACUAUAGCUUGUUAGUAACAAUUGCCUUGGAUGGGAUAGCAUCAGCUGUUAUUAAUGCAGUCGGUCGUUCUUCAAUUUCGAAGCACACUAAUCCGGACAACCAAGGCAUG